This is a messenger RNA of Colletotrichum fioriniae, 1371 nucleotides long. RefSeq lists its product as uncharacterized. The record is from RefSeq and is a predicted model, not a curated record. NCBI's taxonomy places the organism in Eukaryota, Fungi, Ascomycota, Sordariomycetes, Glomerellales, Glomerellaceae.
AUGUCAGACGAUGAGUUCGGCGGCCCGGAUGGCCCACCCGGCAGCGCCGGCGGAGACCGCGACAAGCGUGCACCGCGCUUCAGCUGGACGCCCGCCUACGAGGCCACCUUCUUCCGAUCCCUUUGCGACUCGGUCCAGCUAGGCUUGCGCGAGAAUCACUCCUUCAAGGCCGAUGCUUGGGAUCGUGCCGCCACCGCUCUUCGCGAGAAGCACGGCGCAUACCCGACAAAGAGCCAUCUCGUCAACAAGUCGGAUAAUGCGCGCAAGAAAUUUCGUCUCUGGCGUGGCCUUCGCGAGGACCCCGAGUUCCUCUACAACCCGACCACCCGUACCGUCACCGCUUCCGAGGAGGCCUGGAAGGCGCAUAUCGAGAAAGAGCCGUUAUCGCGCGCGCUACGUGGUCGGCCGUUCGAUCAUGAGCAGUUCAUGGAAAUCCUGUACCCUGACGUCGUCGGUUCCGGAGGUGCUCCUAAACGUAUCAUGAAGCCGAAGCGAAAAGGCCCCGAUGUAAUCCAAGGAUCUGAAGACCCGGAUAUGCCGGGCACCGCAGUACUCGAUCUUCAGGUUGAGCCGCCUUACGGAACCCCUUCGCAAACGGGCAUUAACCACCAAGUACAGCCUCGCGGCUCCGUAAGCCAGUCUCCCGUAGCACAAGUCCAACAACCCAUGAUACCCCAACAGCAACAGCAGCCUCAGCAGCAGCAACAACAACAACAAAUACAGCAGCAGCAACAACAGCACCAGCAACCACAACAACAACAACAACAACAACAACAACAACAACAACAACAGCAGCAGCAGCAGCAGCAGCAGCGGCCCACCUCCACCGCGAUUCCGCCUAGGACGCAUAUCGCAGGCACGAGCGCUUUGACGCCCCCCGAGGAAACCGCCACAGGACGCAAGAGAUUCCCCCAACCAACAUCGACAUCCGACACUGGCGGCAAGGCCCCAACGGCGCCCAUGGGGCCACCGGCGCAACCGGCAGAGAAGCGCCGGCGGGUGUCGGGCUACACGAACCCCGCGCAGGCAUCAGGGCCAGGCGCAUCAAACAGCCACAGCCACAACCACAGCCACGGCAACGACGCGACGACGGCAUCCAUGGUCUCCGCCGGCAAGCAGCUGAUGGAGGACGGACUGAUCAAGAUCGCCGACGCUCUCCGCGGCCGGAGCCCACCACGGUGGCCCGAGCAGGCGAUUGACAUCUUCUUCCGUGACUUUUCCGACGAAGACAUGGACCUGCAGCUCAAGAUUGCUGAAAAGGCACUCGCGGAUGACAACAAGGCCAUGAUCUUUUGCAAGAUGUCGCCGGCGCUACGCAAGCACUGGGUCAAGCGUCUGAGAGAGUUGCACAACAACAGCCGCAACGCGUAG